Alternaria postmessia is the source of this 360-nucleotide messenger RNA. RefSeq lists its product as uncharacterized. Gene Ontology annotation, cellular component: prefoldin complex; cytoplasm. The record is from RefSeq and is a predicted model, not a curated record. Lineage: Eukaryota; Fungi; Ascomycota; Dothideomycetes; Pleosporales; Pleosporaceae. Bases 1 to 360 code for a protein of 119 amino acids. The transcript has 5 exons. Gene Ontology annotation, biological process: protein folding. Gene Ontology annotation, molecular function: protein folding chaperone.
AUGGCGUCUCAACAACAGUUGAAGAAGCAGCAAGAGCUCCAAACCACAUAUCAAAACUACAAGAACACACUUCAAACGAUUGCCUCAAAGAUUGGCGAUAUCGAACAAGAGACUGAAGAGCACAAACUCGUCUUGGAGACGCUGCAACCACUGCCAGGAGACCGGAAAUGCUUCCGCAUGAUCAACGGUGUCUUGACUGAGCGAACGGUCAAGGACGUUGUACCGAUCCUACAGACCAAUUCAGACGGUCUGAAGCAGGCACUAGAAGAGCUAGUCAAGCAGUACAAGUUGAAACAAGAUGAAAUGGAGAAGUGGAAGAAGAAGAACAAUGUUCAAGUCGUCCAACAGCCAGGGCAAUAG